AUCAGCUGUUGGUGAAGCGGACCGGAUGGAGGCCGGUCGGUGGGCUGGUCUGCCUUCUGUUGCCUGACAACACGGGACCGUUAACAUGCGCACCGCAGGGCGGAGACCUGUGGCUGCCGUCGCCGCCGCCGGCACACCGAACGCUGCUAGUAGAAGAAACACCGGUUCGGAAAGUUCUGAGCGCCGUUCAUUGCCGCCGCGGACUCCGUUCAGGUGUUAGCUAAAUGAAGCGGCUAACGUCAAGGUUAGCUAGCAGCGUUAGAGUCCCGCCCGCUUCGGUUCGGACAGUUUGUGUGAGAAUUAGGAAGUUUUUUAUGAAAAUAAUGUAUCCAGGAGCAUUCAUUGCUAACAUCACUUCUAUAUCUUUAGCUGUCAAACGGUGAAGUUAAGUAUGUUUGCUUCUCAGUUGAAAAUGGCUUUUUAAUGAAACCAUUCAAACUGGCAGCGUUCUGAUUCCCCUUUUGGCCUCCCUCAUUACAGUCUGUUUAUUCUCUGUGGGACAACUGUGCCCUGCCCAGCAAAGCAUUGCACUUUUGCAUAAUGAGCGAUUAUGGGCAUGUCAGGGCUGAGCAAACCAAAUCACAGGGUGAGGAUGCAGAGAAAGAGGCUGCGGACUCCGAGGAGCAGGUGGCCUCCCUGCCCGCCUCCCCAGACCCCUCCAGCAUCACUGCCACCACUGGGACAGAUGCGUCCUCUGUCCUCUGUAAACAAAGGAGCAGAGGUCACAGGGAGCCGGCUUGCUGUGUCAAAGCAGCCCCGGACUGGCCCCUGCGAGGGCCCGCGGCUUUCGCUCCUGCUGUGAUAAACUUGAACAAUCCAGGAUUUGAGCGGGCUUUUCGCGUCAAGGGGUCUGGAAGCCUUCUUCAUGGCACAUCCGAGACAAACGGGAACUACUUGAUCAACCGUGGCCCACAAGAACAGUCCCAAAAGAGGAGGCCUGUGACAGUAGACUCGUCCAAAGCCAAAACGUCCCUGGAGGCGCUGAAGAUGAGCAUCAAGCAGCUCAAAUGGAAAGAGUUUCCUUUGGGAAGGCGAGCGCCCUGUGACAUCUACUGGCACGGCGUUUCCUUCCAUGACAAUGAAAACAUCGUCUCAGGGCAGGUCAACAAGUUCCCAGGCAUGGUUGAGAUGCUGAGAAAGAUCAACAUGAGCAGGGCGGUGAGGACCAUGCAGGAGCUCUUUCCUGAGGAAUACGACUUCUACCCGCGCUCUUGGAUCCUGCCUGAGGAGCAUCAGCUGUUCGCCACACAGAUCCGUCUGAUAAAGGAGAAGGACGCGGCGGUGAACCCCACUUUCAUUGUCAAACCAGACGGGGGGUCCCAGGGGGACGGCAUCUACCUCAUCCGCGAUCCCGCCGACGUGAAACUGGUGGUGGGUUCACAGGCCAAGCAGGCCGUAGUCCAGGAGUACAUCCCAAAGCCGCUGCUGAUCGACAAGCUGAAGUUUGAUAUCCGCCUCUACGUGCUGAUCAAGUCGCUGGAACCGCUGGAGAUCUACAUCGCCAAAGAAGGCCUGACCCGUUUUUGCACGGAGCCCUAUCAGGAGCCAAGCCAGAAGAACCUGAGCCACGUCUUCAUGCACCUCACCAACUACUCCCUCAACGUCCACAGCGGAAACUUCGUCCACUCAGACAGUCAGAACACAGGCAGCAAGCGCACGCUCUCCAGCGUGCUCUACCGGCUGGCCGCUAAAGGCGUGGACAUAAAGAGGGUGUGGUCGGACAUCAUCGCUCUGGUCAUUAAGACCGUCAUCGCUGUUGUGCCUGAGCUGAAGGUUUAUUACCAAGCGGAUAUUCCACCUGGAAAACCAGGACCCACUUGCUUCCAGAUUUUAGGUUUUGACAUUCUGCUGAUGAAGAACCUGAAGCCGGUGUUACUUGAGGUCAACUCCAACCCAAGUAUGAGAAUCGAACACGAGCAGGAAGUGGCUCCAGGGGUUUUUGAGUUUGUCCCCAGUCCGGUGGAUGAAGAGGUGAAAGUGGGGGUGAUCAGGGACACGCUGCGCCUCAUGGAUCCUUUCCACAAGAAGCCGGUGAUGAGUUACCAGGAUAAGAGCAGGGGGUCUGAACCCAGAGAGGAGAUCCAGACGGACGCAGAGUCGGGCAGCAGGAGUCCGGAUGAGAAUCAGCCUUCGCUGUGCCUGAAGCAAGUCUACCCCAAGUACACCAAACAGUUCAACCACCUGCGGCUGGCGGAGCGAAUCGCCAGCCUGUUCAUACGCUUCCUCGGGGUCAAGGGCAACAUGCGGCUCGGUCCCACUGCCUUCCGAACCUUCAUCAGGACCUGCAAGCUGAGCAGUAGCAACUUCACCAUGGCCUCUGUGGACAUCCUCUACAUCGACAUCACACGCCGCUGGGCGGCUGCUGCGGCCGACUCCAGAGAAGCAGGAAUGGGUCUGCAGGCGUUUGUGGAAGCCUUCUUUUACCUGGCCGGCCGCAGGUUCAGGUCGCUGUCGCUGCGGGAGCAGGUGGUGUCCCUGUUGGAGCUCUGCGAGGCGCAGCUCGGGCCUCAAUCAGAGGACAGGCGCUCCCUGAGCUGCAGCAGGGCGCCGCCACCGCGAGCGGUCAAGACUCAGACGCCGUACCACACUAACUCUCAGCUGGCCUCCCCGGCGCCUCAGCGAAGGGCGGCCAGCCAGGACAACCGUCCGCCGCAGACUCUGAAGCCCCGCAUGCUGAGAGCUAGCGUGGAGAACUGAUGAGACAGAGGCGAGUCAACCGGUCUCUGAACGCCGCCUUCAACCUCUCUUCGCAGGAGACGGGGAGAAUUGGGGUGCAUUUCUCCCAUGCAGCUCCACAGAAAGACCAGCCCAACUCCCGCUGGCUGAGCACUGCUCUCCGUCUGAUUGCUUCUUUUCAGAUCAGGAGAUACCUGCAGGGGAGAUGCAGUAGAAAGUAAGAAAUGAGUAAAGAGACUGGUGGAUUCCUUCUUUCCCUCCUGGUGGGAUCAUACAUCCGCAGCAUGGCCCUGUCAGGAGGAAGAAACGGCUGCUUUUCAUUUCUAACCGAUUCUCCAGGGCAGCUAUUCGCUGAAACAUUUACAACAAAUUGAAACUCUCCUUUCAGGGAAAACACCCAAUCUGUAGAUCCUCAAACAUUGCAAAGGAGAAACUUCUGCAUUUCAGUCAUUUAAAUUUGCACAGCAGUUCUUCAAAUCACUCCAUUUGCACGGAUGAUAAGCUGCUAGGCUUUUUUUGCAGCGUGCAUGUGUGCGUGUCCAUCCACUGAUGAAUUUAUUUUUGUGCAGCUCAGUGGUGAAAGCCUAUUGACAGCCUGUGGCUCAGCUGUUUGUCCUCCAUGAGCCCAUUAGUGAUGAGUUAAGUGAAUAAGUAUUCGCUUAUCCUCUAUCGCGUCAGCGGCUAUUUCUGUCAGGCAGCCUCGGCCAAUAUGUUUUUAGGCCGAUUGCUUUGUAGUCGCCUAACUCCCGCGGGGGAUUCAUAAUUUCAGAAGGAACUGCAUGGCACAGAAUUGAACCAUUUUACCUGUCAGCUACGCAAAGAGCACCCACUUAACUUUUAUUGUUACAAGUUUGUCAUGAAUGAGAAUCUGAUGUAGAUCGGAUGCAUUUACUGAAGUGUAGUUAAGUUCAUAUGAAGGAGAAAUACUUGACGAGUUUUUCAGGGCGAUGGAAAAAUAAAUGUUUUUCUUUUACCAGAA
Molecule: messenger RNA, 3655 nt
Organism: Oryzias latipes (Japanese medaka)
Lineage: Eukaryota; Metazoa; Chordata; Actinopteri; Beloniformes; Adrianichthyidae
Gene: ttll11
Product: tubulin tyrosine ligase-like family, member 11
Biological process (GO): microtubule cytoskeleton organization; protein polyglutamylation
Cellular component (GO): ciliary basal body
Molecular function (GO): tubulin binding; tubulin-glutamic acid ligase activity
Source: RefSeq, a predicted model, not a curated record